This is a messenger RNA of Lucilia cuprina (Australian sheep blowfly), 1508 nucleotides long. RefSeq names its product MOB kinase activator-like 1 (gene mats). Gene Ontology annotation, molecular function: protein kinase activator activity. Bases 575 to 1234 code for a protein of 219 amino acids. Gene Ontology annotation, cellular component: cytoplasm; nucleus. The transcript is spliced from 3 exons. Gene Ontology annotation, biological process: positive regulation of protein phosphorylation; hippo signaling. The record is from RefSeq and is a predicted model, not a curated record. Lineage: Eukaryota; Metazoa; Arthropoda; Insecta; Diptera; Calliphoridae.
ACGAGAAAAAACUUUGAAGUAGAAGACAACAAAGAAACAAAAAAUAAGUAGUUUUUCAUCACCAAGGUGGAAGUGCUAGACAAAAUAUAUAUUUUUUUGUUUGAAUUCUUAUGAACGGCAUUUUUCUUUUUAAUAAAAACAGAAAAAAUACUUAAUGUAGUUAUCUUAAAGAGCUCGGAAGCAUUUAAUUCAUAGACUUUUAGAAGAAACUUUAUUGUUUCGCUUUGAAAAGGAAAAAACACACAUACACAUUAAUAAAUUCGUCACAUCAGCUAAAAAUAAAAAUUUUACCGUCUACUCUAUACCAUCUUGAUCAUCAUCGUCUUUACCACUACUACAACUACUUGGAGGUCUACACAUAGUGUUGCUCUAUCUUUAUUAUUUGGUCUUUGCCUUAUAGUCAGUCCGACAGACAAUUAGUCAGUCAUUCAUUUAUACAGACGUACUCUUUCAUCUACCAAAAUUUGCCAAUAUUCUGUAGGAGUACAAAAAAAGAAAAAGAAAAUCUUUUAAGUUUUUUCACCUUUUCCUCUUGGAUUGCUUUAUCGAGAUUUGUUUAAAACACAGCAACACAAUGGAGUUUUUGUUUGGAUCGCGAUCAAGUAAAACGUUUAAACCUAAAAAGAAUAUACCUGAAGGAACUCAUCAAUAUGAUCUCAUGAAACAUGCAGCCGCCACACUGGGUUCGGGUAAUUUACGAAAUGCCGUAGCCCUUCCAGAUGGUGAAGAUCUUAACGAAUGGGUGGCCGUAAACACUGUGGAUUUCUUCAAUCAAAUCAACAUGCUAUACGGUACUAUUACAGAAUUUUGCACUGAAGAAAGUUGUGGUAUAAUGUCAGCUGGUCCCAAAUAUGAAUAUCACUGGGCUGAUGGUUAUACAGUUAAGAAACCCAUUAAAUGUAGUGCACCCAAAUAUAUUGAUUAUCUCAUGACCUGGGUACAGGAUCAAUUAGAUGAUGAAACGUUAUUUCCCUCCAAAAUUGGAAUACCUUUUCCAAAGAAUUUCUUAAGUAAUGCUAAAACUAUAUUGAAACGCUUAUUCCGUGUUUAUGCUCACAUAUAUCAUCAACAUUUUUCGGAAGUUGUAACAUUGGGCGAAGAGGCCCAUCUCAAUACAUCAUUUAAGCAUUUCAUAUUUUUUGUACAGGAGUUUAAUUUAAUUGAACGACGUGAGCUGGCACCUUUGCAGGAACUUAUUGAUAAGUUGACAGCAAAAGAUGAAAGGCAAAUAUAGGACUCAAUGCAAGUUGUGGGGGCUUCGCAUGGAAUGGAGUUUUGAGUUUAAGUAAUCUGCUUCUUUUAUUUUAUUAUUUUUUUUAUUUUAUCACUUUAAUUUUUUUUCAAAACAUUUCAAUUAUUUUAGCAGUAGUAUUUAGUUUAUUUUUUAUUUUUUUCCAAUUACUUUUUUUUAAAGCCACCGAUGACAAUGGAAAUACUUGUACAGAUACUACUAAUCCAAAUUACAAAAAAAAACGGAUAAUAAAAUUUUAUUUAUAAACAAAUACACA